AUGACAGAUCUCGCAUCGGGGCAGUUUGCGAAACGUGCCGGAACAUCAGGCCCCAUCAGCCUCGCCAUCGACGACGUCAGGACAAUCGAUCGCCGCGCGGUGGAUCGUCUAUCUCGACACGGAGAUUUCCGACAAGUCAUUGAGCGUCUGACGAGGCAACUUAUACAAUGCCAAGCCGCUUUCUCGCAGGAGAAGCCCUCUUUUGUCGUUGAAAUUAUCGUCGUCAUACUCGAAUUCGCGUCUUCCUGCCCGACUCGCAGCCAAGUCGGAACUCUCGACGACAGCAAUUCGUUCACAGCCACGCCGUCCUAUGUACGUGCUUUCUCGUCGCGAAUGUUGGCACGUACACAUGUCGGCGCCCGGCGCGGUGGCCCCCACCUCUGUCUGUUGUUGUCUCGAUGGCCGUCGUCCGCUGCUUCAAAGUCGUCCGGGGGCGUGCCGCACGAGAGAACAAGCCCCCUUUCUCCCGAGGAUUCGGUGGCCCAGAGUACGAAGUACAAUAGUCGUCUCUUCCCUCGUUUAAAUAAGCAGCAAGGAGGGAGGGAGGGGCAUUCCCAAUAUGCUGCUGCACAUUCAUGUAGUCUUUGUAUUGGUUGCUGA
This is a messenger RNA of Purpureocillium lilacinum, 600 nucleotides long. The record is from RefSeq and is a predicted model, not a curated record. NCBI's taxonomy places the organism in Eukaryota, Fungi, Ascomycota, Sordariomycetes, Hypocreales, Ophiocordycipitaceae.